AUGAAUAAACAAGUGUGCAACAUACUCAUUUCUACAAGUAACUCGUUUUCCAGUAGUUUGGACAGUAAAAAAAACUAUCAAUUUAAUAUGAAUGAAGGAAUUUUUAGUAAGUAUUGUACUAGUAACAACUGUAGUACUAAUCACGAAAAAAUUAAUGCUGGAUUUUUAUAUUUGUUUGAUGCAUUCUUUAAGGAUUCUAAAUUGUUUGAAUCUGUUACAAAAAGUAACAUAAAUAUUGUUGAAUACAUUAUGAUAUGGUUAAGUAAAAUAUUAAAACUAAUCGAACCUAAAGAAAACGAGAGUCUAGAUUUUUUAUAUGAAAUAUAUAUAAAGAAUGAUGAUAGGUAUAAAAAUACUAUAAACAAAAUUGAAGGUUGUAGUAAUUAUAAAGAACUUAUAGAUAAAACAAAAAUGAUGAAAAUGGAUAUUAAAGAUAUAUCUAAAUUAUAUGAUGCAUUUACUACAUUAUGUAUGAUGUAUAUUGAAUUUAAUGAAACAAGUCCAGAUUGCAAGAAUUGUUUGAAACGUGCUGAAACAUUUGUUAAACAGUAUAAUCAACUUAAUAACAAUUCUGAUAUUUCUAAUGAUAGUCCAUAUUAUAGAUUAUUGUCUACACUAUCAAAUGAUUAUGAUAAUUUUAAAAAGAAUUAUAGUGAUGUUAAAUGUUCCAAUUCUUCAUCCUUUCCAAAGAUAGAAAAACCAAAAAAUUAUGUACAAAGUUUUGGAGGUGAUGAUGAACAAACUGUACAAAUAUUAGAACAAAUUUCUGAAGAUGCAUCAAGUUCAUCGAUAACUAACAGAUUAUUUAUAGUUUUAUCGAUAUUUGGCGCAAUAGCAUUUUUUUUAGGAAUUUCUUACAAGUAUUCGUUAUUUGGAUUUCGGAAACGAUUUCAAAAACAAAAAUUAAGAGAAAAGCUAAAAAAUAUAAAGAAGAGAAUGAAUCAAUAA
Plasmodium yoelii is the source of this 948-nucleotide messenger RNA. Its product is annotated as PIR protein. Lineage: Eukaryota; Apicomplexa; Aconoidasida; Haemosporida; Plasmodiidae. Bases 1 to 948 code for a protein of 315 amino acids. The transcript has 3 exons. The record is from RefSeq and is a predicted model, not a curated record.